Plectropomus leopardus (leopard coralgrouper) is the source of this 758-nucleotide messenger RNA. NCBI's taxonomy places the organism in Eukaryota, Metazoa, Chordata, Actinopteri, Perciformes, Serranidae. The record is from RefSeq and is a predicted model, not a curated record.
AACAACUUCUUCACUCAGACUCCGAUCCUUCAGGCUCUGCAGCACGUUCAGGCCAGCUGUGACGAAGCACACAAGAUGAGGUUCAGCGACCUGUUCGCUCUGGCCGAGGAGUACGAGGACUCGCAGUCCAAGCCUCCCAAGUCUCGCCGCAAGGCUCCGGCCUCCUCGCCGCGCUCCAGGAAAGGAGCGGCUCCGCCCACCAACAACGAGGAGGAGAGCGCCUCCAGCAGCGCCUCGGAGGAGGAGGACUCGAAGCCCAAAGCUCCGAAGAGGAAGAGGAAAGGCUCGUCAGCCGUCGGCUCCGACAGCGACUGAUGGACCUUCUGACCAAUCACACGCCAGCUGCCACGCGGAACGCCAGCCAACCAGCUGCUCUGACACUGGGAGAGGCCCCACCUCCUCCCCGUGACACACAAUGACUCCUGCGGUGGGCGGGGCUCUCAGAUGCCAUGGACUGUAAAUGGUGAACUUAUUGAGAGGCGGGGCUUCAUGUGGCCCAUCUCCCAUGAUGCACUUAGAGGAGGAAGGCGGAGACUGUGGGAGUCCGCGGACUGGUUUUAAGACCACCACGACAGUGACGAUGAUGAAGAUGAAGAUGUGUGGGUGUUUGUACUUUGUUUCUUUUUUUCAGUUUUCUCUUAUUUUGGAGGGGGGGUUGGACUCUUAUUGUGAAGGAUCCUGAUUUCCUGCUGUUUUUAGCAGCUCCUUCCUGUUUGUCUUCACGUGUUUCAUCAUGUCACAUAAAAUCUGACGCUUUG